ACGUCUUCGGCUCAAAAAAAUUGAAGCAGGUUUUAUUGUGUUCAGUUUGCCACAGGUUUCUGUGUAUUUAGGUGGAAACAAACUUUCACCUGUCAGCGCUGGACCAAACACAUGACCACUGAUUUGCGUUUGCACUCCUACAUGAAAAACAAUUUGAUGAAAUAGACUAUUCAACAACAACAACAAAAAAAACAACCAACAAAACAAUUUUUUGAAAUUUUGGGGAAAAUGCAAUAAUUUUUUCCAGUAUUGGAGAAAAACAACAGAACGUGUCUGAAAAAGUCGAUUUUAUAUGUCUACCGACAGAGUUUAAAUAUAUAAUCUGAAGACUUGAAUUAGAGAAUCAGACUCCUCUGAACAAUUCAAGAAAUUAGCAUUUGGUUGUAUUUGGUCGAACUUGACUAAAUUGUUUUAAUUUUAACUUGGAAAUUUGAAUAAUUUAAAAGUCAUAAAGUUGUAAAUUGAUGGAUGAAACCCCUGAGACUCUGCUGGAUCUCAGCUCUUCAACCAGUAAAGCUUAAAGUUUGAAAGUUUCAACAGCCAUAAUGUGGAAGUGAGGAUUCCAGGCCGCUAGCAGCUCUCAUGCUAGCGCGCGGAAGUGAAGCUAGCCGCUCCAACGCUAACCCUGGAAUUUCAAGAGCACAUUUAGCGAUCUAAUAAACAGAAGCUUAGCUUUGAAGCUGCUAACUCAUUAAAGUGAGUCUGGAGCUUGUCAUGCUAACUUAUCACAGUAAGUUAGCUCCUGUGAUGCUAACUCAUUUUAAAACUAAAAGUUACAUUUUCCAUUUAAAUUUUUGAAACCUGACACACCUGAUGAGCUGUCAGGUGUGUCUUUUACAUUUUGAAGCGUCCUGCUCGGAUUUGUUGGCGAAAGUGGGCGUGUUCACCAGCUUCCCUUGGAGUUCCUCAGGGAUCAAUUUGUGGCUCCAAACAUGAGGUCCGGGACCCCUUCAGGGACCUCCAGCGCUCACAGGACAGGUCCAGAGGUCAGACGGAGGACCUGAGAAGGGCUGUGAACCUUGGGUUUCGUGAUCUCCGUUGCUCCUCUGCGGUUCUUUGUCUGGACUGAUCGUCGACGCCUCCUGAACCUUCACAGCAAUAAGAUUCGUCUCAUUCCUCUGAUUCCUGUUUUGUUUUUCCUGUGUUGGAGUCCCUGUGGAACUCGCCUCUCGCUCUCUCCUGUCUGCUCUGACAUCGACUCUUCUUCCUGCGAGUCGUGGGAGGAGUGGGGGCGGGGCAGCACUGUGUUCAGGAGUUCAACAGUUUGAACUCUUUCUAUUCCACUUCUUUCUCUGAGCACUUUAAGAACCACUCUGGCUUCACUUCCUGCUCAGAAACAUUUCACAGACCUGUGAUGCCUUCACUGUCUGCUCCGGAUCUUCCGGCGCCGCCACCUGUCUGCAGGCGCGGCGUCCAUGGAGGGCCUGGAGAAGAAGCUGGCCGGUCUGUCUCUCGCCCGCCGCUCCCGCCCGGAGGACCCCACCUACCUGCUGGACGCGGCGCUGCAGCCGGACGCCGGCGGCCUGCUGGCGGUGUCCUGCUCUGACUUCACCCUCCGCCUGCACGACAAGGACACGCUGGGCCGGGUGGGGGAGUUCAAAGGUCACCGGAAGCCGCUGUGCGGGCUCACCUUCGCCCGCGGCUCGCCGGACCUCCUGUUCUCCGGCUCGGCGGACGGCACGGUGCGGGCGUGGGACGUGCGGCGCCCCGGCUCGGCGGCGGCGCAGACGUUCAGCAGCGACCCGGCGCACGCCUACUGCAGCUUCGACGUGAGCUGCGGCGACGCGCUGCUGACCGCCGGCACGGAGCAGCUGCAGGACGACAGCUUCCUGGUGUUCUGGGACCGCAGGAAGCCCGGCACCGUGCUGCUGGGCGCCUACUCCGAGUCGCACUCUGAUGACAUCACCCAGGUGCGCUUCCACCCGCGGGACAAGGACCGCCUGGCGUCCGGCUCCACGGACGGCCUGGUGAACGUGUUCGACCUGAGCCGCGGCGCCGAGGACGAGGCGCUGCUCGCCACCUGUAACAGCGGCUCGUCGGCGGGCGCCGUGUGCUGGUCCGGCCCCGCCUACCAGCAGCUGCUCUGCCUGAGCCACGACGAGGGGCUGCACCUGUGGGACCUGAGCCGGCUGCACACCGACCAGCCGCUCGCCGUCUUCGCCGCCGCCGACGCCCGCGGCCUGGCGCCGCUGCCCGGCGGCAGGGGCGUGGACUACCUGGUGGGGGGGCGGUGGCUGGAGGGCGCCGGCCGGCUGCUGGUGGUGGGCGGGACGGGCGGGGGCGACCUCCACCUGAUGGAGUGCGACGGCGACGGCCUUCGGCUGCUGCGCAGCCUGGAGGGCGGGCACGCCGCCACCGUGCGCUGCUUCGUGUGGGACGAGGCGACCGACGCCCUCAUCACCGGGGGUGAGGACGCCCAGCUGUUGCUAUGGAAACCGGGAGGGGAGGAGCUGACUGCGGGGAGCAGGGAGUCCAUGAAGAGCCAAUCAGCUCUGAGAGUCAAAUCAAGACCGCAUAAGAAGGUCAGUUAUCAGAGAGAGAAGAAGACGACGACGUGAAGAGGAAGCCAGACUGCUUUCUGUUUCUUUAGCUUCAUUCUAUUUUAUUUAGUUUUUUAUUUUACUUUUAUUAAUUUUAACAGAAUGUUACUUUCUGUUAACUUCAUUUUUUGUUUUUAUUUGAUUCUAUUUUUAUUUUAUUUUCAUGUCACUUUUGUUUAGUUUUAUUGAAUGUUUUUAGUGGAUUUUUUGUUGAUUUAUUUUCCAUAUUUUCACAUUUCUUUUCCAUUUUAUCCUAUUUCAGCUUUCAUACCGUAUUCUGCAUAACGCCACGUUUUGAUUUUUUUUCUUUUCCAUUAGUUUAAAUAGGUUUAGUUUUGUUUCUUCCUUGCCUUUCUAAUUUUAUUUGAUCCCAUUUGAUUUUUUUUCCCAUCAUUUGAAGCUCGACUGUCAGGCUGUAAAACUUUCACUGCUUGGACUCAUUUCAUGCUAUUUAUAUCACAUAUGAACAUUUUAACAUCAGUAAUAUGAAUUAUCUGAUUCGACUGUAAAAUAUUAAAGAAGUGAAAAUGCAUUGAGAAACUGCAAUUAAAUGUUUUGUUUUUUUUUUACUUAUUUGAGAAAUUUCAGUCUAAAAUGUGAAGUUGACAUGUUUCCUCACACUUUCACGAUAAUAAAGUCU
Molecule: messenger RNA, 3180 nt
Organism: Salarias fasciatus (jewelled blenny)
Lineage: Eukaryota; Metazoa; Chordata; Actinopteri; Blenniiformes; Blenniidae
Gene: wdr89
Product: WD repeat domain 89
Exons: 3
Coding region: 1416-2558 (380 amino acids)
Molecular function (GO): protein binding
Source: RefSeq, a predicted model, not a curated record